Maudiozyma barnettii is the source of this 564-nucleotide messenger RNA. RefSeq names its product bis(5'-adenosyl)-triphosphatase (gene HNT2). Lineage: Eukaryota; Fungi; Ascomycota; Saccharomycetes; Saccharomycetales; Saccharomycetaceae. The transcript is spliced from 2 exons. Gene Ontology annotation, molecular function: catalytic activity. Bases 1 to 564 code for a protein of 187 amino acids. The record is from RefSeq and is a predicted model, not a curated record.
AUGUCGGGUCAAAUAUAUUUUAGCAAGUUCCUUGUUACCGACCAGGUAUUUUACGUCUCUAAGCAUACAUUUGCAUUGGUUAAUCUAAAGCCGAUUGUUCCUGGCCAUAUAUUGAUUGUUCCCUUAAGAACCACAGCGAUCACUUUAGGAUCAUUAACCCCUGAAGAAUCCCAGGAUUAUUUCAGAACAUUACAACUAAUACAGCAAUUCAUCAAAUGGGAAUAUAAAGCAGAUGCCCUGAACAUUGCAAUGCAAGACGGCCCAGAAGCGGGCCAGUCUGUACCACAUGUACAUACUCAUGUGAUACCAAGAUAUAGAAAGAAUAAUUUUGGUGAUGAAGUAUACAAGAAGAUAGACGAGUGGCAAUUCAGAAGAGAUAUAUAUUUAGGGAAUGGCGGUCGUGAGGGGAGGAAGCAGGAUGCAACUAAUUUCGCACCAGACCGUGAAAGAGUCGAACGUGAUGUAAAUGUCAUGCAUGAAGAAGCACGUACUUUGAAGAAAAGAUUGAGAGAGUUCCUUAAGGAAUUCCCUGAGAUCAAUGAGAAAUGGGGCGAGCAUAUUUGA